CCCCCCAAACCCUUCAUUGCUAUGCUAAGAAGCCCAAGGAGCCCAGCAGAGUCACGAUUCUCAUGAGAGGGUCCCAGCUUCUCCCUUUCAGCCAUGCCUGCAAGGCACCAGAAACAGAGCGGAGGGAGCAUCCCAGAAAGCGCCACACUCCCGUCACCCCAGAGGAGCCCCCGCCGGCACCAUGAACAUCUUCCGCAUCCUGGGGGAUAUCUCCCACUUGCUGGCCAUCAUUAUUCUCCUGCUGAAGAUCCUGAAAUCCAAGUCCUGUGCCGGAAUCUCUGGGAAGAGUCAGAUUCUUUUUGCCCUUGUCUUCACAACCCGCUAUCUGGACCUGUUCACAAACUUCAUCUCUGUCUAUAACACUGUGAUGAAGGUCAUUUUUUUGAUAUGUGCCUACGUCACCGUGUACAUGAUCUAUGUGAAAUUCCGGAAAACAUUUGACAGCGAGAAUGACUCUUUUCGCCUUGAGUUCCUGCUGGUCCCUGUCACAGGCCUGUCAUUUCUGGAGAACCACAGCUUCACCCCCUUGGAGAUACUCUGGACCUUCUCCAUCUACCUGGAGUCCGUGGCUAUCCUUCCUCAGCUCUUCAUGAUCAGCAAGACAGGGGAAGCAGAGACCAUCACGACACACUACCUUUUCUUCCUGGGCCUCUACCGUGCUCUCUACAUUGCCAACUGGGUCUGGCGCUACCACACGGAGAACUUCUAUGACCAGAUCGCUGUAGUUUCUGGGGUGGUACAAACCAUCUUCUACUGUGACUUCUUCUAUCUCUACGUCACCAAAGUCCUAAAGGGAAAGAAGCUAAGCCUCCCCAUGCCUGUUUGAAGAUAUUCCACAGACAACGCAAGGAAUUCUGAAGACGAAGCUUUUUAAGAUCACAGCUUUCCUUCCCUGGCCCUUUUUGACUAAUGGAUGGCUCAGCCAACUUUCAACCCGGUGCUAGGAAGAUGAGGCUUGGAAAGCUGAAAUGCUUUUCAUCCACAAGACUCUUCCCCUCCAUGUUUUUAUUUCUUCUCACAUGAAUUUGGUGCUAGUCUAAGUAAUGCUGGCCAAUACUGAAGUAGUGCAAAUUAUUCUCUCCUGGCUCUUCCCAGCAUCUACCUCCAAAACACACCUCUACCUUGAACAUGAGGCAGCACAAGGAGUAUAAGGGAAUUUGUCAUUCCCUUUAGUCCUUUGGCAAGUCCCCAUGGUAAAGGGACCAUGGUACUAUUAAGUCUGAUAGCAUAGACAAAAGCCACUGACCUAUUUACAGGUGGCCACAUCUGACACAGGAGAUGCUACAACCUCUUACUGUAACUCCGUAUGAACUAACACCUUCUUCUAAAUUAACUCUGCUUGACUGUCUCCCUAUUCACGUCCUGCAACAUUCAAGAAAAACACAUUCCCUUUGAAUGACAUGAAUCUUCCAGUUCCACAAGUAUUCAAACAUCCUCCCCGCUCACUCACUUUCAGUUCCUCAUAUCCUACAGAUGGGGACGAUUUCAAUUAAAAUUCAGUGGGCUGCCAAGAGGUGUUUCCAUCUCCUUGAAUUUGACUUUAAGAACUGGGAAGAACAGGGGCAAAGAUGGGUUUACAUUUCACAAAUAAA
Myiozetetes cayanensis is the source of this 1592-nucleotide messenger RNA. It is a transcript of the gene KDELR3, whose product is annotated as KDEL endoplasmic reticulum protein retention receptor 3. The record is from RefSeq and is a predicted model, not a curated record. Lineage: Eukaryota; Metazoa; Chordata; Aves; Passeriformes; Tyrannidae. Bases 182 to 826 code for a protein of 214 amino acids. Gene Ontology annotation, biological process: protein retention in ER lumen; endoplasmic reticulum to Golgi vesicle-mediated transport. The transcript is spliced from 6 exons. Gene Ontology annotation, molecular function: ER lumen protein retrieval receptor activity. Gene Ontology annotation, cellular component: membrane; cis-Golgi network; endoplasmic reticulum.